Molecule: messenger RNA, 718 nt
Organism: Cydia fagiglandana
Lineage: Eukaryota; Metazoa; Arthropoda; Insecta; Lepidoptera; Tortricidae
Gene: CPR126
Product: cuticle protein 7-like
Exons: 4
Coding region: 57-554 (165 amino acids)
Cellular component (GO): extracellular matrix
Source: RefSeq, a predicted model, not a curated record
UCGGCCGAGCUGAAGAGGACGAAAGUGACCCAGUGGACGUCAGUGGAUAUACAAACAUGCGGGCCUUACAAGUAUUCGCAUUCGUCGCAGCCUGCGCCGCUGCUAGCGCCGGCUAUAUAGGCCACUCUGGCUAUGGUGGCCACGGUGGCUAUGCUGGCUACGGCGGCCAUGGUGGCUACGGUGGCUACGGGGGCUAUAGUGGGCUAGGCGGCUACGGCGGCUAUAGUGGCCACGGUGGUUACGAAGGCCACGGGGGCUACGCUGUGGCCCACGACGAUGGCAACCACGGAGACUAUCAUUCGCAUCCCAAAUACGCGUUCGACUACUCGGUGAAGGAUCCUCACACCGGCGACCACAAGACCCAGUGGGAAACGCGCGACGGUGAUGUCGUUAAAGGCGCAUAUUCUCUCGCCGAACCUGAUGGCACCACUCGCAUCGUAGAAUACACCGCCGACAAGCAUAAUGGCUUCAACGCAGUGGUCAAGCGCAUCGGCCACGCUCACCACCCGCAGGUUUACGGUCACGACGCACACGGUUACUACGGAUACCACUAGGUAGCGCUGAAAUCAAACCUCUUUACCAAAUAGUAAUGAUGGAGUAAUAGAUGGCGUUAGAAGUAUUUAAAUAGGCGCUCGAGUUACCUUUUGAAUUGACGUUCUGUGAUAGAAACUGGAUUUUCUAUGAUUUUUCCAGUUAAUACAGGUGUCGGAUAUAUAAA